Parnassius apollo (apollo) is the source of this 465-nucleotide messenger RNA. NCBI's taxonomy places the organism in Eukaryota, Metazoa, Arthropoda, Insecta, Lepidoptera, Papilionidae. The record is from the annotation of a GenBank genome assembly.
AUGAAUUCCAAGAUAAAUGGUAAAAAAUUACCUAAAGAAAUGGAACAACGUGAUUUCUUCGAUUUAAAAGAGAUAAUGGACAAACUAUACUGGUUGCGGGCAGACCAAACUAAUGAAAAAGUUCUGUGGACAAAGAUUCACGAAAUCAAAAUGACUCAAGCCCAUCCAGAUGUUAUUUAUUUGAAGUAUAACUUUGACGAUGAGUAUAUUUCUUUAAACACUGCAUCAGACACCAGAUCUUCAAGAGGAAGACCCAAAAAGACGCCAGUGACUGAUGUUUCAAGAGAUGAAUUGAAAAAUCUGUACAGAGAGCCAAUCGCCUUACCAAAACCACUUUAUGAUGAUUUGAUGAGUCUCUGCAAAACUGAAGCAAUCCCGAUACAUUAUCAUACAUUUUAUAACAAUUUGCAUAGUGUUGGGAACUCUGAAGAAGAAAUCGAUAUUGAAAACGAAGAUUCAAAUUAA